UGAAACUCUGCAGAAUUAUCUGAAAGUGAAGAAGGGACAGAAACUCUCUCUUUGCAAGGUAGACUUAUAGUCCAGGGCUUCGUUACUGGUUUAAUGGUGAAGAUAAAAACCUAUGGUGGUGAAAGAAGUUUAGGGGAGUGGGAAACUCCACCACGAAGUGUGGUACCAAUCCCUGAAGAAGCCAAAUGGACGUGAAGCCUCCCCCGCGGAAAGGUACGGACUUCUGCUCGCUGCGCUACGGGCUGGCUCUGAUCAUGCACUUCUCCAACUUCACCAUGAUCACGCAGCGCGUGAGCCUCAGCAUUGCCAUCAUCGCCAUGGUGAACAGCACCCAGCAGCACGACCCACACAACGCCUCCACGGAGGGGGCUCUGGCAGAGGCCCCCCACCACCCGAACAGGUCCGGCGAGGAGUUUAAAACAAGGGCCCCUGUGUAUCAGUGGAGCCCAGAGACCCAGGGCAUCAUCUUCAGCUCCAUCAGCUACGGAAUAAUACUAACUCUGAUCCCAAGUGGCUAUUUAGCAGGGAUACUUGGAGCAAAACAGAUGCUCGGUGCUGGUUUGCUGAUCUCCUCCCUUCUCACCAUCUUUACGCCCUUGGCUGCUGACUUUGGAGUGAUUUUGGUCAUUGUGAUCCGGACAGUGCAGGGCAUGGCCCAGGGAAUGGCAUGGACAGGUCAGUUUACAAUUUGGGCAAAAUGGGCUCCUCCCCUUGAACGGAGCAAGCUCACCAGCAUUGCGGGAUCAGGGGUAGCAUUUGGGUCCUUCAUUAUCCUCUGUGUGGGCGGACUAAUCUCACAGGCAUUGGGCUGGCCUUUUAUCUUCUACAUCUUUGGUAGCAUUGGCUGUAUCUGCUGUCUACUGUGGUACAUAGUAAUUUACGAUGACCCUAUGAAUCAUCCAUGUAUAAGUGCCAAGGAACAGGAGCACAUUGUGUCCUCUCUGGCUCAGCAGCCCAGUUCUCCCAGACGGUCUGUCCCCAUAAAGGCUAUGAUCAGAUGCCUACCACUUUGGGCCAUUUUCACUGGGUUUUUCAGCCAUUUCUGGUUAUGCACCAUCAUCCUCACAUACCUGCCGACGUACAUCAGUACAGUGCUCCAUGUUAACAUGCGAGACAGUGGGGUUCUGUCUUCCCUGCCUUUUGUUGCUGCUGCCAGCUGUACAAUUUUAGGAGGUCAGUUGGCAGACUUCCUUCUGUCCAGGAAUUUUCUCAGCUUAAUUGGAGUGCGAAAACUCUUUUCAUCCCUAGGCCUGCUUCUUCCAUCACUUUGUGCCAUGGCCCUGCCCUUUGUGGCGUCCAGUUACAUGACAACCAUUGUUCUGUUGAUACUCAUUCCUGGAACCAGCAACCUGUGCGAUUCAGGGUUUAUCAUCAACACACUAGAUGUUGCACCCAGAUAUGCAAGUUUCCUCAUGGGGAUCUCAAGGGGAUUCGGUCUCAUUGCAGGAAUCAUCUCUUCUACCACCACCGGAUUCCUUAUCAGUCAGGAUUCUGAGUCCGGAUGGAGGAAUGUAUUUUUCCUGUCUGCUGCUGUCAACAUGUUUGGUCUGAUCUUUUAUCUCACCUUUGGACAAGCAGAGAUCCAAGACUGGGCCAUAGAGAAGACUCUCACUCACCUUUGAAGAUACACAGUCUGAAUCUGUAGUACAAAUCCUUAACAUUGUAACAUUUUUUUUUAACAGAUCGCCAAGCUUUCUUCAUAGUCUUAACCGCAGACAUAGUGCUCUCCGCUCUUGCCGUGUGCUGGACUUUCCUAGAGAGCUGUGAAAACAUGCAAACACCUGCACCUCAGUCCAGAGAUCAUGGGAAUUGGUCUGGGGUAGAGACUGGACACUGCUGAAUGUUAGAUUUCUUUCCCUCGAGAUUCUAACAGGCAACCAGGGUUACAACUGGUGGACAGAUUUGAAUAGGAAAUUCUGUUGUCCUUGAAUUUUCCUGUUUGGAAAAUAUUAAAUGAAUAAAAAUCUAUGUGAAAAUAA
Octodon degus (degu) is the source of this 1979-nucleotide messenger RNA. It is a transcript of the gene Slc17a2, whose product is annotated as solute carrier family 17 member 2. The coding region runs from base 186 to 1622 and encodes 478 amino acids. Gene Ontology annotation, molecular function: transmembrane transporter activity. The record is from RefSeq and is a predicted model, not a curated record. The transcript has 12 exons. Lineage: Eukaryota; Metazoa; Chordata; Mammalia; Rodentia; Octodontidae. Gene Ontology annotation, biological process: transmembrane transport; monoatomic anion transport.